AUGCAAACAAAAGAAGAGUGUGUAUUGACUUUGGUUUCAAAAGUGGUGGAUUUGCAAAAUGAUCGGAUUUUAGCUUACAAGCAAUUUGAAAGUUCGUUUAAAUCCUUCAAAGCAAAUCCGAAUGACAAGAUUGAAAUUCUAAAAUAUCAACGAGUGAUUGAAACGACGACACAAGAAUUCCAAGAAAUAUCGGCAAAUGUAAGAGGCGUGCAACAACAAUUGAAAGAUUUAGGCCAAGAUAAAUUUUCAACCAUGAUUGAUAAUUUACAAAAUUUGGAAAGGGACAAACUACAAACUACCAUCGCUAUUCAAAAAAUAGAACAAUCAUGUGAAGAAGAAAAGAAGAAAUUAGAAUGUAAUCACGAUGAGAAAACAUGUCAACACACUCAUCAUAGUGACGAAGAAGAGUUGGGAGGAGCCAAGCUGCUCAUGCUUCAAAAUGACUUAAAAAAGUUUAAACAACAUCAUGCUGAAUUGAUCGAAGGAAUUAACGAAAUAUUGGAGGAAUUUAAAUACGAUAUUGAGGACUUGAGAACAAUCGUGCAGGAACAAAAAGAAAUGAAAGUGGAUGAUAAUGUACAAUCAGACUCAGGUGGAAUUUAUAUGUAG
Naegleria fowleri is the source of this 609-nucleotide messenger RNA. RefSeq lists its product as uncharacterized. The record is from RefSeq and is a predicted model, not a curated record. The transcript has 3 exons. Bases 1 to 609 code for a protein of 202 amino acids. NCBI's taxonomy places the organism in Eukaryota, Heterolobosea, Eutetramitea, Acrasida, Naegleriidae.